This is a messenger RNA of Cladophialophora yegresii CBS 114405, 1146 nucleotides long. Its product is annotated as [acyl-carrier-protein] S-malonyltransferase. Gene Ontology annotation, biological process: fatty acid biosynthetic process. Lineage: Eukaryota; Fungi; Ascomycota; Eurotiomycetes; Chaetothyriales; Herpotrichiellaceae. The record is from RefSeq and is a predicted model, not a curated record. Bases 1 to 1146 code for a protein of 381 amino acids. The transcript has a single exon. Gene Ontology annotation, cellular component: mitochondrion. Gene Ontology annotation, molecular function: [acyl-carrier-protein] S-malonyltransferase activity.
AUGGAUCGAUAUCCACGAGUGGCCCUGUCCGGGGUGACACGAAGCCUCAGGGCUUUGCGGAGCUCUCGAAUGUAUGCUACGACCUCUCAGCCCACUCUUCGAACCGCUCUCUUCUUCCCUGGUCAUGGCGUCCAACGGAAAGGCAUGACCAAAGAGUGGGUGGAAGCAUUUCCGAAAACGUGCAAACCGUUCUUAGAGGAGAUGGAUGACAUAGUCAAAUGCAAGCUAUCCACUUUGAUUGAGGAAGGGCCUAUUCUGCAGCUGGACAAGACGGAGAAUGCCCAACCUGCGAUCAUGGCCGUGUCCAUCAUGAUUCUGAGAGUACUCGAGCAGGACUUUGGUUUCAAGACCGAGGAAGUGAUCGACGUCACACUGGGUCACAGCCUGGGUGAAUAUGCAGCCCUCGUAGCUGCGGGCAACCUGGAAUAUGCAUAUGCUCUUGAUCUAGUCCGGAAACGCGGCGAUGUCAUGGGAGAAUGCACCAGGAAAGCAAAAGAGGAAACAGGUGAAGAGUUCGGCAUGAUCGCUCUUGUCUGUGAGCCACAACAGUUGGAAGGGUUGAUUGCAGCUGUCAAAGAAUUCCUUGGCCAUGGUGCAGAAGGCACAAAAGACGACUCCAGCGCACUUCCCGCAGUGGAGCAGGUUGCCAUCGCCAAUAUCAACUCGAGAAAUCAGAUAGUCUUAAGCGGCAGCUUCCAGCGGAUACGACAUAUGCUCGUGCAUCUUCGCGAGUUUGGCGGGCACGAUCCUCGAGCGGUCGAGUUGAAGUCACGUUCAGCAUUCCACAGCCCGAUCAUGAUGCCGGCGUACGAGUUCAUGAAGAAGGCCUUGCAUCCGGAAAAAGUGGUGUUCCCGGGACGAGUCCCCUGCAUCAGCAAUGUCACCGCAACGCCCUUCAGCUCGAAGGAGAAUCUGAUCAAUAAUCUCGCAAGGCAGGCCGUUGACACAGUGCUCUGGUGGGAUUCCAUCAAAUACCUGGACAAGGAAGCCGGGUGCAAACGCUACCUGGGGGUCGGGCCAGGCAAGGUCGGGCGUAACCUCAUAAGUAAAUCGAUUGACGGACCGGUCUGGUCCAUCACGAAACCAUCAGAGAUUGAACAGACUCUGCGGGAACUGGAAGACAGCGCAAAGGAGCAAGUCAGAUAA